AAUCUUAAAAAACUGGAUCAAGACCUUACUGAGACAGUUCCCAUUUCUCAGCUCACUUGGCAUUUGGAAGAAGGUGAUGACAGCAUGAGUAAGAAACGACAAGGACAGUUUCCUGUAACGAAGAAACAACCUAAAAAGAAAAUGAGAGUACAGGACAGGGACAGUUUGAGCAGGAUGGAGUUGAAUUCAUGUUGCCAGUUUCCAUCAGGAGCAACAAACAUAGCUCGAGCAAAAGUGGUUCGAAACCACACACCUGAUACCAAAAAGCAAAGUAAAGAGCGUUCUGCAGAUCAGAAGCUAACAUCUUGUAGGAAUAUAAAGAGCUGGCCUGAAAAUGGCAUGGAUUCUGAGGAAGAAGAAGAAAUCCGAGCCAUAAUAGCAAGAGAGAGAGAAGUGUACAAAGAUAAUCCUAACAGUGAACCUGAAGAUAAUAUGGAAGUUGUCGGAGAUAACUUUGAGCUGAAAUAUAGCACUCAUUGGUCUGUACGGAAAGCACACGGCGCCAAGAAAGUACACAAAGCGCGCAACGGAGUCCUAAAGACCCCUGAAAAUGAGUCCGACUAUGAUUCGGCUGACACAGAUGAAAUUAUAGCUGUGACUAAAAUGCCAAAUGAAAAGGAGAAUAAUGAAGCCCGAAAGGGAUCUGAGGCGGCCUGUGAGGGUCUGGAUGGCAAGCCUAGGAGAGGCAUAUUGAUGGACGCUACAAGUUCUGGAUCUUCUGACUCGAGUGGGUUAAUAUGGGAUAAACUGAAAAGGGGGGGAAGAGCAAUGCCUGAAAAAGCGACAGCUGCCAAGGCCACUCAGACUCCUGAACAGAAUAGCAUCACAAAUCAAUGCAAGUCUGAGGGCGAGGAAAGUUCUGAUUCAUCUGUUGACACAAGUGAGCCUGAAGGGGAUGAAGAUUAUGAAACCAUGAUGCAAAGCUGUUACCGACUAAAUCUUACGUUAGAAGAUUUGGCAAGAUUAGCCAGUGAGAAAGCUGAGACUUCAGAUGAAGAUACGGAAAGUAUCCGCAGUUGUACUCAGUACGAAAACCAUAUAUCUCCCAUUAAUAGCACUAGCAAUCCUCUAAAGAAAUCUGCAGAUAGCCCUCCUCUGAAAAAAUGCAUUUGCCCAGAAGAAAUUGUUUCUGCCAUUUUGGAAGAAGAGAGUUCUGAUGAAGACAAUCCAAAGAAAAAAGAUGGGAAACUGAAAGUUCAGCCUUUCAGAGGAAUAGGGUCACUAAGUGAGAAGCUGACUAUGGGUGAGGUGGACAUACAUAGAAGUGUAGAUAACCAGUCUUCUCCUGACCUUGCUGAACUGGAAACUCUGAAAAGUAUUUCAAAACCUUGGUGCUCAGACUCUGCAAGUAAAAGGCUUAAUUCCAAAUCACCCUCAUUGAAAGAAAUGAACUUGGACUCCCACAAAGGAAGCCACACAGUAAAUGCUGACAUUUCUGACCGCGGCUCAUCCAGCACAGAAGCCAGCGAGGUGGAAAGCUCUGAUGGGAGUGUCGCAACUAAAAGAAAGCCCUCCAGAAACCUGAAAUCUCUUCCUAAGAGAACAAAGGCAGAGGCUAGCAUUAAAGGUUCCCAUCUUGUACAGAAUGAGAACUUAAGCAGCCCUUUGAAUCGUGAAGAGGCCUUUCUGGAUUCUGCCAAAGCUACGAGAAAGUCAGACACAAAAGAGAAACAGCUGCAGGAUAAUGAGAGAAGGCUGACAGCUCUGCAGGAGAGGCAAAAAGAACGAGAACUACAGAAGAAACUUAUCCAGGGAGCUCUGACCAAUCUGGAAAUUCAGUCAACAAAUAAACAGACACACAUAGUAUUUGAUUCAGAUGGUGAAAAUGAAUCUGAAAUAGAAGAGAUCACUAAAGAAGGGUCUUCAGGAAAGCUGGCAGGAAAAGAAUUCACCACUAAAACCUCUGGGAAGUUGUUUGAGAGCAGUGAGGAUGAAUUGGAUACUGCGGAUGAAGAAGAUGACAGAUUCAAAAUCAAACCUCAAUUUGAGGGUAAAGCUGGUGUGAAGCUUAUGCGUUUGCAGUCUCGAUUUGGCACAGAUGAAAGAUUUCGUAUGGAUACACGUUUCCUUGAAAGUGACAGUGAACAAGAAGAUGAAUCAAAGAAAUUGGAAGUGGAUGAAGAGGAGGAGCUUGCUUUAGAAAAAAAGAAAAAUCUUGAGAUCUUGAAAAAUCUUCUGCAUAUUGAGAUAGAACCUCCCAAACCUAGCAAGCUGACUGCAAAUGCCAGGAAAUUCAAAGAUAUGAAUGCCCUACGCUAUGACCCUACACGGCAAGACCAUGCAGUGUUUGAAAGAAAGCCAGAAAACACUGAAAAAGAGAGGAAAGCUAAAACAAAGAAGAAGAGGGAGGAAGCUCAGAAACUGCCUGAAGUGUCUAAAGAAAUAUUUUACAAUGUUGCUGUGGAUUUGAAAGAGGUAUUUGGAUCUACCAAAUGUGAUGAGGAAACAGAAAUAACACCAUGGGACAAGCAUGAUGAUGAGGAACAAGCAGCUCCAGUUGAAAUAGAGGCAUUAAAAAUCAGUCCUGGAAACAACAGACAAGAGAAAACUAGUGGCUUCACAUUUUCUUUUUUUAGUGCUGGAGAGGAGAGAUCACCUAUGAAAGAAGAACCCUAUGCGAUUGAAACAAUAAAGCCUUCAAGAGUUGCAUGGCAAGAAGAUCCACGUUUUCAGGACAGUAGUUCAGAAGAAGAGGAUGAGCCAGAAGUAGUUGAAAGCGAAGAUGUUAAAGAAAUGUCUCCAGCCCUGCCACACUCCAAUGUUAGAUUUUUCUUCUUCUCCCAAGAUGAUGAUCGAUUAAAAGAGGGACCAAAGCUCUUCUGUAAAUCCUCGGAUCUUGAUGAAGACAGAGAUUAUUGGGAAAGCAGACGCGAAAUGUUACUUGAGGACUGUCGGAAGAAACAUAAAGAUGCAAGGAGGAAAGUUAAAGUGAAACAAUGAAUGCUGUAGUUCUCCUAUUCAACUGUGAUUCCGAAAGGUGGAUGUGCUUGCCUUCAACUGCGGGAUAAUAUACAUGCUGUACACACAAAGUGAAAACAACAUCAUGAAAUCUAGUAAAGUGCACUCUGUUUUAAAGUAGAUAAUGAUGGAUGUUCUGAACAAAAGUAAAACAUGGGCAGUUGCUAUAUGUUGCUUUACAGCCAACAACAAAAUUAGGUGUCUGCUAUCUGCCUUUCUACGUGUUUCGUACUUGGGAGAGUUGUGUCUUAGGCUAUUUUUCCUGACCACGUAACUAAUCCUUCUCAAACAUUUGUAUAGGUGUAGUAAGCCGAGAAUACAAAAGUUUUUCUCCCCCCUCCCCCCCCCCCCCCACAACACCAACACUGAUUUUAAUACACAGUGGGAUGGUUCAGAUGUAACAAUCUUGACUUAAUGGCUUAUUAAGGCAAGGAG
Messenger RNA from Elgaria multicarinata webbii, 3393 nucleotides. It is a transcript of the gene NOL8, whose product is annotated as nucleolar protein 8. The coding region runs from base 85 to 2940 and encodes 951 amino acids. NCBI's taxonomy places the organism in Eukaryota, Metazoa, Chordata, Lepidosauria, Squamata, Anguidae. The transcript is spliced from 12 exons. The record is from RefSeq and is a predicted model, not a curated record.